Callithrix jacchus (white-tufted-ear marmoset) is the source of this 7371-nucleotide messenger RNA. It is a transcript of the gene SH2D4B, whose product is annotated as SH2 domain containing 4B. The record is from RefSeq and is a predicted model, not a curated record. Lineage: Eukaryota; Metazoa; Chordata; Mammalia; Primates; Cebidae. Gene Ontology annotation, cellular component: cytoplasm.
AGAAUGUAAAAUGAAAAGUGAAAGUAUGUCUUCUGUUCCCCAGAGGUAACUACUAUUAGAAAUCCUUCCUGAAAACAUCGAUGCACAUACUCAGGUCAUCACACACCUGGAAUCAUUUUACAUAGCAGUUUAUAAAUGUUACUUAAUAUACUGAUCCACAGUGCAUUUUCACGGUCACGCCAUGGGUUGUAGGAGCGUGCCAAGAGCAGAUGGGCCUCGCCUUUGUACCAGAGGAGUACGUUUACAGUCACAGCAUCCCCUUCACCUAUGGUGGAGGGAAGGAGUCUAUCCCGGCAAACCCAAGCCUCCCCUUGUUGGGGGUGAUGUGGUGAAGCCAGCAAGGGAAGGGACCCCUGGACACCCUCCUCUUCAUGGUUCAUCAUCCCACUGCAACCAUGCAGCUGUGAAAUGCGGCAUCCUUCAGGAGCGGGACGAACACUGGGGAUGCUGCCAACUAUUCCCAUCGCGCGUUUGUGGAUGGGUGGAACAUUUGUGUGCAGGGGUUUGCUCUUACGAGGGCUUAUAGAAACAACAACUGUACAGUGUUUUGUUAUUGGAAUUACUUCUUAUGGUGUUUUUAGGGUAGUUCUCCGGGGAGGUGGGCCCACAUUUGAAUGAGUAGGUGCUCAGGGCUGGGGUGUGCCUGUGCUGCCUGACCAUUGCUGGUAUGUGUGGGUGUGGGGUGACAAAACUUCCUACCCCCGUGAGGUUGUUUUAAGGAUUAAAUGAGUUGAGAUGGGUAAAGCAUCUAACAAAGAUCCAGAUUAUCUAAUAUGUAUCUCCUGAAUUAAUUGCUGACAUAAUGACUGGGGGAUUUUAUCUGUGGCUGCCAGUCCCUGCAAGACUGUCACAUGUCAGCUCAAGCUUUGAACCACACUGAAAUGAAACAGUCCACUUCCCUGUCCCUUUGGGAACAAGGCUUCGAGGUCUGCGGCAAGCCUCAGCAGGCAUUUGGAGUUCAAGAAGUAAUUGAACAUACAGAAUUUUGAAAAAUGGAUUACCCUGCGCAUAGUAUUCCGCAUGGUGUCUUUUCAUUUUAUCAGCGGUGGCCCCUUCCCUCGCCAAAACAGUCGACCUCACUGUGACAGAAGUAGAGCUCCACGCUGGGCAACCCACUCCCACGGAGGGACAUUCAGGUGCUUUCCAGUCACUUGCACAACAGUGUUGCGUGCGUGUGCCUCCGGGCCCGGAAGAAACUGCGUUAGCGUGCAGCAUUAAACAAGCCACAUGGGCCGGUGAAAAAUGAAAGCAAAAUAAAAACCAGUUGAAAGGCGGCAGAAAACCUGUGUGAAUACUCCGUAGCUCUCCUGCCUGGUUUCCAGCCGCGGACUCUGCUGUUCCGUGCGACACCUGCUCCCGGGGUCCAAGCGGACCCGGUUCACCCAGGUUGCUAAGCCGAGUGCCUCCCCGUGCGGCCGCCCGGGGGCGCCCCAAGCGGACCGAGCGCCGCCGCCGCCCAGGAGAAUUGAGGGCGAGUCUUUCCAGAUGCCGGACCCUGCUCGCUCCCGGGCUGCCAUCGCGGCUGCGUCACUCUCACGUCCCAGCAAUUCGGUGUGUCUUGGCCUCCGGCCCCACUUACCUGGGAGUGCCAGGGAGCACCCGCCCCCAGCGCGAUCCCCUCGGUCGCACACAGUGGGCGCUAGCGGGGGUCAUUGUGGUCCGGCCUCCUCCCACCCUUCCCAGGGUCCUCCAGGGUGGCGCCAUCGCCAUUCGCGCCCGCCUCCAGCCGGCCCAUUCCUGCUGCUUUCUACAGGGUUGUCUCUGCCCCAUGCCCUCUUGUGGUCGUAGGCAUCUGGCGGCCCGGGAAAGACAGAAAGAAGCUGCCACAGGAGCCCAGACACCCCGGGGACCUUCCUCCCCUUAUCUCCUCUCUGGAUUCGGGGGUCUCCCACCAGCCACUGUGAGGGCGAGAAAGAGAAUAGCUGAAUGGAGACUGGGGAGGACCCCAGGUCUCAGAAAAUGAGGGGAGUCAGGACUCCCGCAGGGGAGUCGGUGCAAGGCCUGGGGUGGGAGAAGAGUGGCAGGCAGAUGGGAGUCCGGGACCACAUAUCUGCAGGGGACAGGCCAGUCCUGUGCAGCCUCCAGGAAGGUGUGGGUCACACUGGGACCAGCCAGCUGGACCUGGGUGCGGCGCCUGACUCCCCUCCUGUGACCUGGACAUUGCCCAGCUAAGCAGGAGCUUCUACUCUGUCAGCUUACAGCUCAUCUGAACCUGCUUAGUCUGUCUUCCUGUCGUGUUAACCUUGCGGAGGGGCAAGAGCCCGACUCUCCACCCCACUUCCAUCACUCUUGGGUACCUGAUCCACCUUCCACCCUCAUGGGCAGGGAAGGAGACAGGAAGGUCACCAAUCCAACCAAGCCACAGUGCCAAAUCCUGUUGGUUCAUUUGUUAUCGCCAGUCGGGUUAUGUUUUCAAACCAUGGACAGAUUCAUAGUUGCUAGUGAAUGUCAAAUUUCAAAAUGAGGGAGUCCUAAUAGGGUGACUUGUGCAUUAGGUAGCUGUAGGCAAGCCAUUUACUUUCUCUGAGCUUCAAUAUCCUUGUCCUAAUAAAAGGCAUCUGUGGUUAGCUCCGAGCACAUAUUUAGGGUGAACUUUUGCUCUAAAUAUGAGCAGGUGGGUUCCCUCCUGGCAGAAGGCAACAUCCUGCCCUUCCAGCGUGCUUCUGAUCAGGGCACAGAGAAGAGCCGGUUCAUCUUCUUUCUUUUUGGUCAACUCCAGAUAUCUGCAACAAACAACAAGAUUAACAACCAUUCAAAUUGGCCCCUGGAGGGUUUAUCUGUCAGGACACGCAUGGCUGUAUGAUCUUAUUAUAGGCCAAAUGGAUGUCUGCUUCCUUUCUGUCCUGAAAUUCCACGAUAAAAUCCCCUCCAGUUGUCUACUGAUUCCAUUUUGUUUUCUUUCUUGGCUAUAAUACAGAUAGGAGGGAAAAUCUUUCUUCUCCCAAGGCAAAGUUUUAAAACACAUCACCUCAGAAUGCCAAGUGUUCUGGAAAAGAAGAAAGAAAAGAAGAAAAUUGGCAAUGAAGGAGGCAGCAGAGAGAGAGGGGCUGAGGGGGCUGAGGGGCUCAGCAGCUCCUGCCAGGCUCCUCUGGUCUCUGUUUGAAAUUGGCUGAAAAGACAUGGAACUUAGUAGGCAAAGCUGCCUCCUUCUCCUCCUCUUAUCUGCAGAGGAGAGAUCGGUUCCCAGCUGGCCAGGGCAGUGUCAUCGAUACAGCUGGUGUCAUUGUUACCUUCCACUAACAGAUCACUUGACACCUACUGGCCCAGGCAGGGCUGGGUAUUGCCUGGCUGAGCUGGAGGCUUGGGCCCUCCUCAUUGUCCCAGAACCCCAGGUGAGGCCAAGACAUGAGCUCUGCUGGGAUGCUGUGCUUAGUGACACAGCAAAAGGACUAGAUUGCUCCUGGGGGCUGCUCCACCUUGCAGAGUCCCAGCUGCCCCUUUGGUUCCUGUUGCCUGGCCUCUUUAGCUAUCCUGGGUAGAGGAGAAGAGUCUGUUGCUGGCUGUGAGCUGAGGCCAACUAACGAUGCUGCAUAGAGAAGGGGCACCUGCAUAGAGAAGUGGUCCUGGAUUGACGAGUGGAGAGCCACCCUUCAGUCGUUCUGCCUGGCCCUGCUUCUUCAGCCAGCUGCCCUUCCGGUGCGGGCAUCCCAGGCGGUAUCAUGCUGCAGCAGAUCCUGCAUGACAUGUACAUCGACCCCGAGCUCCUCGCCGAGCUCAGCGAUGUGCAAAAGCACAUCCUCUUCUACAAGAUGCGGGAGGAGCAGCUGAGGCGCUGGAGGGAGCGGGAGACUUGGGAGGCCCUGGCCCAGGACGAGGGUCUCAGGCCUCCAAAGACCAAGCGAGCGAGUAACAAGCACAUCCAGUGGCUCCUAGGGGAAGAUGGUGAGGUCUGGGUCUGGAUCAUGGGAGAAGGCCCUGGUGACAAGCCCUACGAAGAGAUCUCUGAGGAGCUGAUUGCAGAGAGGGCACGGCUGCAGGCACAGAAGGAGGCUGAGGAGCUUUGGAGACAGAAGGAGGCAGAGAUCACCAAGAAGUUCCGGGAUGCUCUGGCCAAUGAGAAAGCCCGGAUCCUGGCGGAGAAGUGGAAAGUGGAGAUGGAAGACCGCAAGGCUGCCAAAGUCCUGGAGGAACGCAUCCACGAGGAGUUCAAGAGGAAAGAGGAAGAGGAGAGGAAGCGAGGAGAAGAGCAGAUUCGCCUCCAGGAAGAGCAGAGGGCAAAGGAGCUCUACUGGACUCUGAAGCAUGCGCAGCUGCAUUGCCAAGCCAGUGAGAAAGAGCAGCGAGAGUGGGAAGAACAGCUGCGCCGGUCCAAGGCAGCUGAUGAGGAGAGGAGCCGAGAAGCCCAGCGCGCCCGGGACGAGUACCGACGCCACUCGCUCCGUGCUAUCCAGAAGGGCACGGUCGCCGGCCUCAGCUCCAUGUUCCAGGAGCUCGGCCAGAGCCAGGAGCAGGAAGCAAGACUCUACCAUCACCUCCCGGGCCCGGGUCCGCCGCCGCCCCUCGCCCUGACGGUCAGCAGGACCUGGGAGCGCCCGCUGCGCCCAGUCUCCAGAGACAUCAUCGUCCGCUGGUUUCAGGAGGAGCAGCUGCCUCGCCGAGCUGGCUUUGAGAGGAACACCAAAUUUAUUGCCCCCUGGUUCCACGGAAUCAUUAGCCGAGAAGAUGCGGAAGAUCUCCUGGAGAACAUGACUGAGGGAGCAUUCCUGGUCCGGGUCAGUGAGAAAAUCUGGGGUUACACCCUCUCCUAUCGCCUGCAGAAAGGGUUCAAGCACUUUCUUGUGGAUGCCUCUGGGGAUUUUUACAGCUUUCUGGGAGUGGACCCCAAUCGCCAUGCAACGCUCACGGAUCUCGUUGAUUUCCAUAAGGAGGAAAUUAUCACUGUUUCAGGAGGAGAGUUGCUUCAAGAACCCUGUGGACAGAGGGACAGCCCACCAGACUACCAUCUGUUGUUUGAAUAAUUUUUUUUUCCUUAUCAGUUGGAUGCUUUGGGCAUCCUGUUUUUGAACUCAGCUUAAGAACUUCUGAACUCAAAUCCUAUGGCCUUCUGGAAGAUCCACAACUAUCCAGAGGAAAAAGUAGAUUAGUAUGUCUCAAGGGAUAUGACAUAUGUGGCAUAGGGCUGCUGGUCUUAUUCCCAGUGAUCGGGACAGAAAUUGCUAAUAGCUCAUGCAACUCUUUCAUGAAGAGCUUAGCAAGAAACAAAAGCCUGUUCAUCAUGGCUUUUGUAAACUGAGCUCUUACAGUGUGUGGACCAUGUUUUAAUAAUCCAAAAGAAUUCCAGUGCCGAACCCUGAAUUUAACAUAUGGUAGACAUUCAGUAAAUGUUUGUUGAAUGAAUGCACUUUUAAAAGUUUUCCAACAAAUAAGCAGUGAUUUAUUUUAAAUUAUUUCCUACUUGCCACUCUAUAAAAUCAUGAUGAUAAUAGAAGAUUGUAAAGGAAGUCUAUGGAGAACAUAAAUGCUGCAUCGUUCAUAAUCGCCAUUAUUACUCUCAUUGAUGUUGUCAUUGGAAUUAUUAUCUAAGGUGGGCCCCAGUUUGCAGGCCAGCUGGUUGACACUGUUCUUCCUUCCUUAUUUAACCUCUUCUUUUGCUACUUUCCUGUAUCUUUGAAUCAUAUCUUGUUUCUGGUUUUGCAGUGGUUUUAUGUAAUCCUGCAGACAUCGUCAAAACCUGGGGUGAACUAUAAAUGCAAGAAUGGUUCUUAGACAUCUGAUAAGGCCUAUGCUCUCUGGAAUGCGGCCCUAUCUAUGCAGGUUACUCCAGUUAUUAGCUCUGUCCUCAUUGUCCUUUUAAUUCUCUUGUCAACUGAAUCUCAGUAUGUUUCUUAUAUUAACAAGAAGACUCACCCAAUACCUCCUCAAUGGGUGAUGGUAUCUGUUGGUCCAUACUUUGUUUCCACAGUUAUGGAUAUAUACACAGAGAUAGUGUAUGAUGAAGAUUAUAGUCUUUACAGUCAAGAAGACUUGGGUUCAGAUUCUCAUCCUACAUUGUGUUUGGUAAGAGGAAAAGGAUGAAUGGACUCUAGGGAUGUUAGGGAACAAUUUACUUUACUUGAUGGCUGUAUCAAACAUCUCCUGUGCCCCACUUCUUCUCUUGCCUCACCUGUUCCUCAGAUCCUUGGUCACUUGUCUCCCACCAGCCACCAUCACUAUAACCAGCUGUACAUGAGCUCUGCUCUUCCUCCCUGUGUUGGUCAGCAUUACAUGAGCAUAAGCCAAUGGUACCUUGCCACGUGUUUCAUCUCCCAUUGCUGCAGAGGAAUAAAACGGAAGAGAUGGGAAAUGAAUGCCCCAUGUGAUAAAUCUUGGAUGAAUGGGAAUCACAGGCUGGUAGAUCGCUGCUUCUCCCUUCUUCCUGGAGGAACUAGUCUGUGAGACAUCUAUUUGUAUGUUCUUUUAGAAGACAGUCCUGCAAAAUGGAGCAACCAGUCAUGAUGAAACCAAGUGGUGGCUGGAUCAGUAUGACACCCCCCUGUCCCUGUUUGUUCCUCCUUCUCUGCCUUGCCUCUCCUGCUGCUUUGGGAUUGCACUUCUGAAUGAAGUAGCAGCUCAUAAACUUUUGCCACAGGCUCUGCCUUUUGGGGAAUACAGGAUAAGAACCUAUCAUACAGAAGUGUUCAAUAAUAUCAAGUUUGCAACUCAGCUCCAUGGCUUCCUCCAGUCUGCCUGUCUCACUAAAUGCGUAAAGUGAAAUGAUGGAAGGAACCUGCUUUUUGAACUCUAACGUGCCUUAAAACCAUAACUGAUUAUCACUAAAAUUGCCUUAUUUUAUGGACUCAGUAGAACCAUGCUUUAGUUUUGGCUCUUUGAUUUACCAACUAUGUGACUUUGUUCAAGUCAUUUAACUCCAGUAAACCUCAGUAUGACUGAAAAGGGAAAUUUCUGUAUGGCCGUCACCAGGUUUUUUUGCAGGUCAGUUAAACAAUAAAGAUGAAAGCUCCGUCCAAAUGAAAAAGGUAUUUCUAACAACAACCACAAUAAAAACAAAAACUUAGUACUUAGCUGUGAUGUGUCAGGGGAUAUGAUGUGAUGAUUUUCAAGGUGUUGGAAGAAACUCCUGUUCCAAGAACUACCAGCAGCUUUGAAAGCAGACCAAGAUGGGUUGAGACCCUGAAUCCCUGGGCUGUUGUUCUUGUCACCCCUAAUUAAUAUGUGAGAGACAACAGCUGAGUUUUCCAUCCCUAACACAUUUAUUUCAUUUUAUUUGGGGCCUGCACUUUCUACAUGUCUCAUAUAUUUUAGGUUUUACCUUUUUACCUGGCUUUAAAAUAAAUCCCUUGUAAGUUGUCCUGCAGAUGAAAUUACUGUCUGGAAAACUGCAGUUUCAUCUUGAGAGUUUUAUUAUGCUAAUAAAUGUCAGGAUUCUCAAAU